AUGGCUAUUUCCCUUCAUGACACACUUGUCCUUGCCGUCUACAUCUUCGCCUUCCUGGCUGGCCUCCCUGCAAACCUCCUGGCCUUCUACACCUUCCUGGGGAAAGUGCGCAAGAAGCCAACUCCCAUCGACAUCCUCUUGUUCAACUUGACUGUGUCCGAUGUGAUCCUCCUGCUCUUCCUGCCCUUCAAGAUGGUGGAGGCAGCUUCGGGCAUGGCGUGGCCUCUCCCAGCCUUCCUCUGCCCUCUCACUGGCUUCUGCUAUUACAGCAGCAUCUACAUCAGCACCCUCUUCCUCACGGCGAUCAGCGUGGAGCGCUACCUGGGCGUCGCCUAUCCCAUCAAGUACAAAUUGAACCGCAGGCCAGCCUACGCGGUGGCGGCCAGCUUCUUCUUCUGGCUGCUUGCCUGUUCCCACUGCAGCAUUGUCUACAUUGUCCAGUACCGGAUGCCAGGCCUCAAUGAGACGAACCAGAUGAGCAAUUCAUCCAAUAACUCCAAUUGCUACGAAGAGUUCACCGACAAUCAACUCGAUGUUCUCCUCCCUGUCCGUCUGGAACUCUGCAUCACCCUCUUCUUGCUCCCUUUUCUCAUCUCCUUCUUUUGUUAUGUCAACUUAAUCCGCAUCCUGACCUCUGCUCCCAACUUCCAAGCCCACAGGAAGCAACGGGCUGUGGGCCUAGCAGUGGUCACUCUGCUCAAUUUUGCCAUCUGCUUUGCUCCUUACAACAUCUCCCAUAUUGUGGGCUUUAUUCAGAAUAAGAGCCCUUCCUGGAGAGUCUAUGCCCUUCUCCUCAGCACCCUCAAUGCCUCCUUAGACCCAGCAAUCUUCUACUUCUCCUCCACUGCCAUCCAGCAAACGCUGGGGGAGUGCUUCACUGGAGUGGGGAAAAAGCUCCAGGCUUUUAUGCCAUCAUGUUAUCAGUUUUGUUUGCCCUGCUAUGAGAUGGAGGGAGAUAAUAUUGUGGCUGAAAAGUCAUCCAACUCUAAAAUAGGGGAACUGCCUCUUGAAAGGAUUGAGACAGGGAGGUAG
Molecule: messenger RNA, 1032 nt
Organism: Varanus komodoensis (Komodo dragon)
Lineage: Eukaryota; Metazoa; Chordata; Lepidosauria; Squamata; Varanidae
Product: free fatty acid receptor 2-like
Exons: 1
Coding region: 1-1032 (343 amino acids)
Biological process (GO): G protein-coupled receptor signaling pathway; cellular response to fatty acid
Cellular component (GO): plasma membrane
Molecular function (GO): G protein-coupled receptor activity
Source: RefSeq, a predicted model, not a curated record